Alligator mississippiensis (American alligator) is the source of this 3263-nucleotide messenger RNA. RefSeq names its product lanosterol 14-alpha demethylase. Gene Ontology annotation, biological process: sterol metabolic process. The record is from RefSeq and is a predicted model, not a curated record. Lineage: Eukaryota; Metazoa; Chordata; Crocodylia; Alligatoridae. The transcript is spliced from 10 exons. Bases 34 to 1374 code for a protein of 446 amino acids. Gene Ontology annotation, molecular function: iron ion binding; monooxygenase activity; heme binding.
GGCUUCGCAGCCGGUGCCACAGUGGAGCCGGGGAUGGCGACGCGGAGCCUGCUGGAAGCCGGCGGGGCGCUGCUGCAGCGCGCCGCCGCGGGCAGCCCCCUCUCCACGGCGCUGGCCGCCGCCGCCUUCGUGCUGGGGCUGGGCUACCUGCUGCAGCUCGGCUGCCGGCAGCGGCGUCCCCCGCCGCCCGCCGCAGGGAAGCCACCGCCGUUCAUCGCCUCGCCCGUGCCCUUCCUCGGCCACGCCGUGGCUUUCGCCCGGAGCCCGAUCCGGUUCCUGGAGGCCGCCUACGAGACGUAUGGGCCUGUGUUUAGCUUCACUAUGGUGGGCAAGACAUUUACAUAUCUCUUAGGUAGCGAUGCUGCUUCUCUGCUGUUCAACAGUAAAAAUGAAGACCUGAAUGCAGAGGAUGUAUACUCUCGCCUAACCACACCUGUCUUUGGCAAGGGAGUUGCUUAUGAUGUGCCUAAUCCGGUGUUUUUGGAGCAGAAGAAAAUGCUAAAAACGGGGCUGAAUAUAGCACAGUUUAAACAACAUGUACGUGUGAUCGAAAAAGAAACAAAGGACUACUUUAAUUCCUGGGGACAGAGUGGCAAAAGAAACUUAUUUGAAGCACUUUCAGAGCUCAUUAUUUUGACAGCAAGUCAUUGCUUACAUGGGAAAGAAAUCAGAAGCCUACUCAACGAGAAGGUGGCACAACUGUAUGCUGAUUUGGAUGGGGGAUUUACUCAUGCUGCUUGGCUCCUGCCAGGGUGGCUACCACUGCCAAGUUUCAGACGUAGAGACCGAGCACACAGAGAGAUAAAGAACAUUUUCUAUAAGGUUAUCCAGAAACGGCGCCAGUCAGGAGAAAGGGAGGAUGAUAUGCUUCAAACGCUGCUGGAUGUUCGAUAUAAGGAUGGCCAUCCUCUGACAGACGACGAAAUUGCUGGAAUGCUUAUUGGGUUACUGUUAGCUGGUCAGCAUACGUCCUCAACCACCAGUGCUUGGCUUGGCUUCUUCUUAGCUAGAGACAAAUCAAUACAGGAGCAGUGUUAUGUGGAACAGAAAGCAGUUUGUGGAGAUGACUUGCCACCAUUAAGUUAUGAUCAGCUGAAGGAUCUGAACUUGCUGGACCGUUGUCUAAAAGAAACUUUAAGGCUUAGACCUCCUAUAAUGACGAUGAUGAGAAUGGCAAGGACUCCUCAGACUGUUGCUGGUUAUACUAUUCCUCCUGGUCACCAGGUCUGUGUAUCUCCAACUGUUAAUCAUAGACUUAAGGAUUCUUGGGUAGAAGCUUUAGAGUUCAAACCUGAUCGUUAUCUCCAGGAUAAUCCAGCAGCUGGAGAGAAGUUUUCAUAUGUGCCAUUUGGUGCAGAUCAGGACCAACAUUAACAUCAGCUCCUUUUCUUUGGCUUAUUCACAAGCCUGGGAAUCUUUACGCAAAUCCUUUUACUUGGGGCUGCAUGCCUCAGAAUAUCAAGUACAUGCAUCUCAAUACCUGGCUGACAGAAGACCCUAUGGAAGAGCAUGUUAGAAAGUCUACCAACUACCUUGGCACUCUUCUACUGCUUAGUCCUGUGGUUCAGCAACCAGAAGUCCACUAUGACUCCAGCACAAACAUUGGCCUUCACUCACACUUUUCUGAACAUAGUGUCAGUGCUGGCCUAUUCUGCUAGUAUAAUUCUGAGCCCUAAAAGAAUUUGUUUUUCCACAACAGAAAGCAUGCCUCAAUGCUUAUCUAUACACCUUUGUCACACCACGUGCCAGAUUUCAUCUCAGGGACAUGUAGGUCUGGCUUUGGACUAUCUAAUUUCCAGAGAGAGAAUUUCUGACCAUAAAGAUAACUAUCCUGGGUUCUACAUUCUCCAUAGGAUAGGAGAUGGACGAAGUAAUGUAGGUUUGGAUGUGGCUUUCCUUCCCUCUGCUGCAUCAGGGUUUAUGAUAAUGCAAGUGUAUAUUGGGUAUUUGCAAAUACAGGGCCCUCUGAACAGAGGAUGAGGAACAGGAUACUAAUUGCUGUGCUGACAAAAUACAGUGGGCGUAUUGUAUUCUUACUGGACAGAGACAGAUGCCUUUGAAAAGAUGAGCUAGUCAUAUGACCUGACAUUCAAACUUAAUCUGUCCAGAGGUGCUAACAAACAGAAGAUCCAAUCCAAUUCCACUAGAGUUAAUGGGAGAUUUUUCAUAGACUUCAAUGAGAAUUCAAUUCAGCCCUAAUUAUGCAGCCAUUCAAGAAAAAAACAAUGGAAAGGACACAACAGGAUUGCCCCCCAGCUCUCACAGUGGCAUCAGUUAGAUCAGUGGUUCUCAACUCUCUUAGCACCCUUCAAUAUCUUUUCUGAAUUUAGAUUCUAGCUCAGUGAUUUAGAAAAGUUAUGGAGAGUGCCUUGAGGCUAAAAUGUGGAGACCCACGGGUUUAUAUGAAAUUGAUUUCACCGAUGCAUAUUUUCCUACUAUAAAUUAUACAACCCUGCUUUACACACCUCAUAAAGUUAUCAGAUAUGAAACAGUUAUGCUAAAUUUGAGUUAGAACAACUGUUUUGAGUAAAUGGGGACAAAAUUAAGUGCUCCAUAAAAAAAGGAACUUCUUCAUUUGAUCAUCAGUGUUAUGAAGAUGAGGGAAAUCUAGCCAUGACAUGUGAAACCACUACACCUACUAUAACUCCAUUCCUGAAUCAGUACUUUGUAGGACAUACAGUACAUUUACCGGGUUUUAUUCAUAAAAAUGCUGUCUUCUAUUUGUGUAGCAACUUUAACAUGGGUUCAGGCCUGACAGUUACUUAGCAUCCAACUCACCAGUCAAAUCCCAAGCAAGGAAAAAGCCAUUUUUCAAGUGUGAAUCUUAACUUCUAGAAUGAGCAUAUGUGUUAACCUACUUCCCUUCAUCCACCUAAACUAAGGAGUGAGAUGCAAGUCUCCAUGUACAGUGGGACUAGAAUCUGUUUUGAUGGGAUCAUUGUAACAACCAGGGUUUGAAUUACAUUCUGACUCUUGUGGGGUGACAGUGGUGGCCAAUAGCUGAAGAAGCCACUACUGCUGCCAUCUGAGGUGCAGGGCAGGCUCUCGUCUGAUGGGGGAGCUCUUGUCUCUUAUGGGGAGCUCAGCCCCCCGAGCUCCCCUGGUAACAACUGAAGUUGGAAGGUUUGCUUUGUGUGUUUGUAGCCUGUCACAACUGCAGAAAUGUACAUACUGUUUUAUGUAAUAAAUACAUUCUUAUUUUCAAGAAUGAACCUAGAAUUGCCAUGGAGUUUUAAUAAAAAUCAUAAUAGUUUCACAAGAGG